AUGGUGGACUAUUACAAAGUACUGGAAGUAUCCAGAACAGCAUCAGAGGCUGAAAUAAAAAAGGCAUACAAAAAAUUGGCCCUUCGAUGGCAUCCAGACAAAAAUCCGGACAAUCCAGAAGAAUCCAACCGACGGUUUAAGGAAAUUUCGGAAGCCUACGAAGUACUGUCCGAUGCAUACAAACGCCAUAUCUACGACAACCGGAGCACGCGGAAGAGUGCGACCGGCAGCGGCACCGGUGGUACUGCCGGCAGCUACAGCGCCUUUACCAACCGCGACUACAGUCGCAACGGAGGCUAUGACCAUUAUCAUCACCAUCGCUACGGGUCCGGCGGAAGCCGGUACGGGUCGACCGGUGGCCGGGAGAACAGUAGCAGCAGUCGUACGUUUUCGUUUAAAGGAUUUUUUGAGACGACGCCGUUUUUCCGCUUCUUUGAAAAGAAACGACGCAUCUACGAUCAGUACGGCAAGGAUGGUCUGAUAAACAAUGGAUCCGACCGGUAUCAUCAGAAUACGCGACAUCGACGACACAAUGGCAGCAGUGGCAUGGAUGACUUCGAGUUCUUCGGAUUCCCGUUCACAUUCCGCGACCCGGAGGAUGUGUUCCGAGAGUUCUUCGGUGGCUCACCAUUCGAUGAGUUGUUUAGAAUUAGUCAACCUGCGCAUCAGCAUGCGCGCCGGGCGAAUGGCGCCACCAACGGACACCAUCACCACCAUCAACGACACUCGCACCCGCAAAACGUCAUCUCGUCACCGUUCAUGACACCGUUGAUGAGCUUCGGUCUGAUGGAUGAUUUCUUCAACAACGGGCACAUGGCACCGCGGGGCGGCAUGAGUUCCGUGUCCGAGUACAGCUACGGUGGCGGUGGCCCCGUCAAGCGUACCUCCACCUCGACCACCUUCGUCAAUGGCAAGAAGCUGAUGACGAAAAAGGUGUACGAGAAUGGUACGGAAACCAUUAUGUCCUACGAGAACGAUGUACUAAAAUCAAAGACUGUGAAUGGGGUCGCUCAAGCUAUACCAUACAACCAUUAA
Molecule: messenger RNA, 1035 nt
Organism: Anopheles marshallii
Lineage: Eukaryota; Metazoa; Arthropoda; Insecta; Diptera; Culicidae
Gene: mrj
Product: dnaJ homolog subfamily B member 6
Exons: 6
Coding region: 1-1035 (344 amino acids)
Cellular component (GO): cytoplasm; nucleus
Molecular function (GO): protein-folding chaperone binding; protein folding chaperone
Source: RefSeq, a predicted model, not a curated record